AUGGCACCUAGGAGAAGAAGUGUCAAUGCUCUUGGAACUGAUCAACCAGCCGCUAAUCGUAGAGUUCCCCCUGUUCCUAUACCCCCUACCGCACCACUUGUUGCUCCAGUUGUCCCUGAAGCACCAGGAGUUGUUCCUGCUGCACCAGCCGCACAGGUUUUACAGUCAUUGUUGGGAUUACUGAACAGUCAUGUAGCCCCACAACUAGCCGUUCACCCAACUUUAACUUUGGAUAGAGGUUCCUUAUUUGAGAGGUUUAUGAAGGCAAAACCUCCAAAAUUUCACGGAACAGUGGACCCUACAGAGGCAGAGGCAUGGGUACUAGAGAUGGAGAAAAUAUUUGAUGUUCUAGGUUGUUCAGCAGACCAGAAGGUGGCCUUUGCAGCUUUUAGGUUCAAGGGUCAAGCAGAGCAUUGGUGGCGCAUGGUGAAGCGUCAAUAUGAGGGUAGAGAAACAGAGCUAGUGUGGAGCAAGUUUCUAGAAUUGUUUAAUGAGAAAUACUUCCCUGAAGCGGUGCGAAGGCAGAAGCAAGUGGAUUUUCUCAAUUUGAAGCAAAAUGACAUGUCAGUGGCUCAGUAUGAAGCCAAGUUUGUGGAGUUGUCGAGGUAUGCCCCACAUCAGGUGGCCAUAGAGGAAGAUAGAGUGAUGUUGUUUGAGAAUGGCUUGCGAUCAGAGAUCUAUGCAAAAGUAGCUAUUUUGGAGAUGAAGACAUAUUCUGCAUUGGUAUGCAAGGCAUUACUAGCUGAAAGGGGAGUAGAAGAGGAAAAGAGAGCUGAGGAACAAAAGGCUAAGGAACCACAAAACAAGAGACUUAGAGAGGAGAGACAAGUAGAGCAUCGUGGUGGUGGUAGCAAUCCUAGCAAGAAGCCUUCCACCCAAGGCCAGGUUAGCAAUGGCAUGAAGCAGCAGAAUCGGAGGAUUUGUGAUAGAUGUGGUAAAUCACAUUCUGUUGGGUAUAAUUGUGAUGGCACAGCUCGAAUAUGCUUUAAGUGUGGCAAGCCUGGGCAUCUGUCUGCACAAUGUAGGUCUAAGGGACUGGGAGGUCAGUCAGUAGCACAGUCAUCUCAAGGGCAAGGGCAAAGACGAACUUUUUAUAGCGGUGGGUUUAACCACAAGCAGAAUAAUGGCAAAAGUGGGACUACCCAAGGGCAGACAUCCGGGAAUGGGGCUCAGGAUAAGAAGUCAGCGGCUACCCAAGGACGUGUUUAUGCUCUCACUAGAGAGGAGGUCGAGGUUGCUCCAUCUGUGGUGCAAGCUAUUGCUGUGUCUACUCCAUUAGGAGAAACAGUAGUGUUAGGAGAUAUUUGUAGAUCUUGUGAGAUAGAGAUGGAUGGUAGAGAUUUUCCAGUGGAUUUGAUUUCUUUAGAGAUGAAGGAUUUUGACGUGAUUUUGGAGAUGGAUUGGGAAGGAAAUGUAGUGGCGGAUGCCUUGAGUAAGAAGGUCGCAAUUGGAGAUACAACUGCUUUGUGUAUUAAGAGUUGUUUUGUGGAAGACAUGAGACGUUUGAGGCUUGAGGUUGUUAUGCCUGGUGAUAGGGCUUAUUAUAGCUAA
Messenger RNA from Camellia sinensis, 1551 nucleotides. Lineage: Eukaryota; Viridiplantae; Streptophyta; Magnoliopsida; Ericales; Theaceae. The record is from RefSeq and is a predicted model, not a curated record.